AUGAAGGAGUUGGAAGCGCUGAAGGAGUUUGAUCCGCAAGCCGUUGAACGAGUUUUCAUUUCGACCCGGGCUCACAUUCUGCUCGACAGCCAUCAGAUCAUUGAUGGAAUCUUAGAAGCUGAGCAAGGAUCAGAUUCGAUUGGAACCACGAAACGUGGCAUUGGUCCGUGCUACUCUUCGAAAGCCAUCCGCAAUGGUGUUCGCUUCGGAGAUUUGUUGCAUUUCGAGGAGUUUGAGCGCAAAGUUCGAGAUCUUACCGUAUCUUGUUGGCAGCCAGCCGGUCUGUACCCAGCCAUGGUUUGCUUGGAGUGCAAGAGUUUGCUUUCCCAGUGCGGCUUGGACGUGCCACCAGAUCUGUCAAAGGUUCACAAGGUGCUGCGGCGGCUUAUGCAGCAAGGGAGAAUCCGUGCUCGAGAAGGCCGGCGAUGGGAGUGGGCAGCAGACGAUGCAGAGUUGCCCACAGUGCAGCAACUUCUCCAGCAAGAGCUUGGACGUUGUCCGGCUUUCAAUGCUCUUCCAUUGCAG
Molecule: messenger RNA, 525 nt
Organism: Symbiodinium necroappetens
Lineage: Eukaryota; Dinophyceae; Suessiales; Symbiodiniaceae
Source: the annotation of a GenBank genome assembly